CCCCAGUAGCAGAGAGCGAACCAACCGUUACUCGUCUGAUCCGGUCCCGCGCCCAAUCCGCCCUACCCACCAUCGGAUCACCGAGCAGAAACGAUGCUCCACACACCACACGCGGACACGCCCGCCCCGCCGCGAGCACUCCCGCCCCGGUCACCCCCGCCCGGUCGUCACCAUGGCCGCGCUCCUUCAGUCGUCUUUCCUCUUCCCUCACGCCACCUUCCCCAACCCCAAGCCCCACCACCUCGCCGCCGCCGCCGCCACGAGACCCGAGUCACCCAACGUGGCCCCCAAUCCCGCCAGCGCCCGCCUCCGCCGCCUCAUUGCCCGCGAGGACCUCGCCGGUGCCGCGCGCCUCGUCGAGCUCUCCGCCUCCCGCGACGGGGAGGCCCCCGACGUCUACCUCUGCACCAAGCUCAUCCGGAACCUCUGCCGCCGGGGCCGCACCUCCGACGCCGCCCGCGUGCUCCGCGCCGCCGAGGGCUCCGGCUCCCCCGUCGACGUCUUCGCCUACAACACCCUCGUAGCGGGGUACUGCCGCUACGGCCACCUCGACGCCGCGCGCAGGCUCAUCGGCUCCAUGCCCGUCGCGCCUGACGCCUACACGUACACGCCACUGAUCCGCGUGCUCUGCGACCGCGGCAGGGUCGCCGACGCGCUCAGCCUGCUCGACGAUAUGCUCCGCCGCGGGUGCCAACCAAACGUCGUCACCUACACUGUGCUCCUGGAGGCCAUGUGCAAGAACAGUGGGUUCGAGCAGGCCAUGGCAGUCCUCGACGAGAUGCGCGCCAAGGGAUGCACACCCAACAUUGUCACGUACAAUGUCAUCAUCAAUGGCAUGUGCAGGGAAGGCCGUGUUGAUGACGCAAGGGAUCUCUUGAACAGGUUGUUCUCUUACGGGUGCCAGCCUGACACUGUCAGCUAUACCACCCUCCUCAAGGGUUUGUGCGCUUCCAAGCGGUGGGAUGACGUUGAGGAACUAUUUGCUGAGAUGAUGGAGAAGAACUGCAUGCCAAACGAGGUGACGUUUGACAUGCUAAUCAGAUUCUUUUGCCGAGGAGGUAUGGUGGAGCGGGCUAUUCAAGUUCUUCAACAAAUGACGGAGCAUGAGUGCGCCACCAACACCACCUUGUGCAAUAUUGUCAUAAACUCAAUUUGCAAACAAGGCCGGGUUGACGAUGCCUUUAAGUUCUUAAACAACAUGGGUUCCUACGGGUGCAAUCCAGAUACCAUUAGCUAUACCACAGUCCUAAAGGGCUUGUGUCGUGCCGAACGAUGGAAUGAUGCCAAGGAACUUUUGAAAGAGAUGGUCCGGAAUAAUUGCCCCCCAAACGAGGUAACAUUCAAUACAUUUAUCUGCAUCUUGUGCCAAAAGGGGUUGAUCGAGCAAGCUAUUAUGCUUAUUGAACAAAUGCAAGAGCAUGGGUGUACAGUGGGUGUUGUCACAUACAAUGCUCUUGUCAAUGGAUUCUGUGUGCAGGGCCAUAUUGACAGUGCCUUAGAAUUGUUUCGCAGCAUGCCCUGCAAACCAAAUACCAUCACAUACACUACUUUGCUGACAGGCUUGUGCAACGCUGAACGGUUAGAUGCUGCUGCAGAGCUCGUAGCUGAAAUGCUUCAUAGGGAUUGCCCUCCAAAUGUAGUGACUUUCAAUGUACUUGUGAAUUUCUUUUGCCAAAAAGGAUUUCUGGACGAAGCAAUUGAACUCGUUGAGCAAAUGAUGGAACAUGGUUGCACACCCAACCUGAUCACAUAUAAUACAUUAUUUGAUGGGAUUACCAAGGAUUGCAGUUCAGAAGAUGCCCUGGAGUUGUUGCAUGGCUUGGUCAGCAAGGGAGUAUCGCCAGAUGUCAUUACAUUUUCUUCAAUCAUUGGUAUCCUCUCAAAGGAAGAUAGAGUUGAAGAGGCCAUUCAAAUGUUUCACUUAGCGCAAGAUAUCGGAAUGAGACCCAAAGCUUUGGUGUACAACAAGAUACUGCUUGGGCUAUGUAAAAGACAUGAAAUAGAUAAUGCUAUCGACUUUCUUGCCUAUAUGGUAUCCAACGGAUGCAUGCCCAAUGAGUCAACCUACAUUAUACUUAUCGAAGGCCUUGCUCGUGAAGGUUUGUUGAAGGAGGCCCAAGAUCUACUGAGCAUGUUGUGCUCAAGAGGAGUUGUAAGCAAGAACUUAAUAGAAGAGUAGCACUGAGUGAGUGGAUCGAUAGCCUCGUCUCCUUCAAGCUGCAGUGCUUCAUGUAGGUGGUUGUUUGAGGGCCCAUAACCUCCUAUGAAGGAAUCUUGACAAUGAACCUCAUUUAGAAGAGUCAAGACCAACGAGACGGAUCUGGAGUAAAGCACAAGAAGAAAAGCUCGGUGCUCCUAGAUUUCAUACUGUCGCAGUAACGAAUACAAUCAACAUUUUUUACCUGACACUUUUGAGUUUCGCUAACACAAUGACCUGUUAAACUGCAAGCAUUGUGCGUACAAUGAUUUCGGGUUUUCCUUUCAUGUGCAAUGGACAUUUGUGCGGUUGCUUUUUCGUUCAUUUAAGAAUCCAGAUACAACAUUCCUCACUGAAUCUUGUUUUUGCCCAGGUUUCUGUCUCUUAAAAUUGGCUUGUCAAAGAAUACUAUAGUUUAUAAUUUAAUAUUGUAUGGACGCCUUUUUUUGACUUUAUAAACAGGCUGGUGUGCUUUAUCAUCUUCAUCACCAAGAAUUUGUAUGCUGUAAGAUUUUUAGCUUCUUUUUUGUAGUUGUAGGUUUAUGCCAUUAUAUUUUAGGCCUCCUGAAACCUCAGAAUCUAGCACACAUGGUCACAUGCUAUAUCCUGAUUAGUCAAUUCUGGUAUCGGAUUUCUAACGUUAUUCUAUGUUUCAAUGGUUGAUUAUCGACUUUGGUGGAGACGUGAGAAGUGCGAUACUAAUCAACGAUCCAAGGUAUGCAACAAACCCAAUCAAAUCGUGAAGUCCAAGAACCUUUUCUGCAGGUUAGGUCAUUCAAGUAUGCAGUAACCUUCUAUCCUUCUAUAUCAGCGCAGCACUUAAAUUGGUUGGUAAACCAUUGAACUACAUAAGAUGCUGAGCAGAAGAAACAUCAUUCCUCAGAUGCUCAGAAAGUCAGAAUCAAAUGUCUGAUAUAGGAGGUGUUGGGGGCAUGGGUAUCAAUGGCUUAAUCCUCAGAUAAGCUGGGUUCUGGUCCCUCUGGAUGUACACCGGCUUUGACGAAGUUUUCAGUACUGUCUCAAGAAGAGUUACAAGCAUGGCAUGGCGCUGGAGACGGGUGGUAAGGGUGUCUGGAAUGGUAUUUGUUGGUUUUGUACAGAACUUGGUGGCUACAGAUUUUGUCUAGUGCACCAGUGGAAUGAAAAUUCACUUUCAUUUA
Messenger RNA from Zea mays, 3357 nucleotides. RefSeq names its product pentatricopeptide repeat-containing protein At1g09900. Lineage: Eukaryota; Viridiplantae; Streptophyta; Magnoliopsida; Poales; Poaceae. Gene Ontology annotation, molecular function: protein binding. The transcript has 3 exons. Bases 173 to 2179 code for a protein of 668 amino acids. The record is from RefSeq and is a predicted model, not a curated record.